Molecule: messenger RNA, 1970 nt
Organism: Eutrema salsugineum
Lineage: Eukaryota; Viridiplantae; Streptophyta; Magnoliopsida; Brassicales; Brassicaceae
Product: metal tolerance protein C4
Exons: 13
Coding region: 318-1676 (452 amino acids)
Biological process (GO): zinc ion transport; transmembrane transport
Cellular component (GO): membrane
Molecular function (GO): monoatomic cation transmembrane transporter activity
Source: RefSeq, a predicted model, not a curated record
CGGGUGUAAAGAACCAAAAAAAAAAGAUCUUUUGCUUGUCUUCUGAACUUCAUGGGCAACACGCAGAGAACAAACAGACCUCCGCCGAGACCUAUCACUGUGAAAUAAUCACCACGAAAACGAAACUAAAAAUCAAUUUCCUCGUUUUCUGACUCUAAACUCUUCUUCUCGUUUCUGUUUCUUACCGAUUCCCAACUCUCCGGGACCAAAAAAAAAGAAGCUUUCUUUCUCCUUUUGGGCAUCUUUUUAAUCCCGGGAAAAACCCGUAACUUAUUUUCCUGGAAAGACCCAUACUUGCAUGCUCUAACGACUCCAAAAUGCAAUCAUCGCAUCGCCUUUUCUCCCGCCUCAUUCAUUCUCCAGGAAAGGGUUACAGCAGAGCAAGUGUCGGCGGCUCACUUCACUUAUUGUGGCAAUUCGAUGAGAAAAACGACGAAGCCGUAGAAACUCAUCGGAGUUUUAGCUCUCUUAUCCGUUCUAAUCCGCAGUUAAGAGGGUUUCUCUCCAGGAAAGGUGUUGGUGUGCGAUGUUCUGUUUCGCUCGAUAGAGAUACUCCUUUAAUUGAUUCGUAUUCCACUCGCCGGAAUUUCUUCACUCGGGCAAAACAAGUGAAGAGAAUUGAGAUCAGUGACCAACAUAGUCAAAGAGCUGUCACUACUGCACUAUGGUGCAACUUCCUUGUGUUUUCACUUAAGUUUGGAGUUUGGUGGACAAGUUCGAGCCAUGUCAUAAUGGCUGAAGUAGUUCACUCCGUUGCUGAUUUUGCUAACCAGGCACUUCUUGCUUAUGGACUCAGUAGCUCGAGGCGUGCACCCGAUGCACUUCAUCCCUAUGGCUACUCAAAGGAAAGAUUUGUAUGGUCUUUGAUAUCUGCCGUUGGCAUCUUUUGCCUUGGUUCUGGUGCUACCAUAGUUAAUGGAGUACAGAACUUGUGGACUUCUCAGCCACCUCCAAAUAUGGAAUAUGCUGCUUUGGUAAUUGGUGGCUCUUUUGUAAUUGAAGGUGCUUCACUUCUCGUUGCAAUUCAAGCCGUCAAAAAGGGAGCUGCACAAGAAGGCAUGACCGUAAGAGAUUAUAUAUGGCGUGGUCAUGAUCCUACUUCUGUUGCUGUUAUGACUGAGGAUGGCGCUGCAGUGACAGGUUUGGCAAUUGCUGCAGCAUCUCUUGUUGCUGUUAAGAUGACAGGGAAUCCCAUCUAUGAUCCUAUAGGAUCGAUUGUAGUUGGAAAUUUACUUGGAAUGGUGGCUAUAUUUCUCAUUCAACGGAACCGACAUGCCUUGAUUGGAAGAGCAAUGGAUGAUCAAGACAUGCGUAAAGUUCUUCAGUUUUUGAAGAACGACUCGGUUGUAGAUGCUUUAUAUGAUUGCAAAAGUGAAGUGAUUGGUCCUGGAUCCUUCAGAUUUAAAGCUGAAAUAGAUUUUAACGGGCAGGUUGUUGUCCAAAACUAUCUGAAGAGAACUGGACGUGAAGAGUGGGCGAAACAGUUUCGCGAGGCUGCAAAGAAAGGAGAUGAUUCUGCAAUGCUCAAUAUUAUGUCAAACUACGGUGAGGAAGUUGUAACGGCUUUAGGAAGCGAAGUAGACCGGUUAGAGAAAGAGAUCCAAGAGCUUGUCCCUGGAAUCCAGCACGUUGACAUCGAAGCACACAAUCCCAUAGACCAAUCUCUAUUAUCUUAAAAAAAAAGAAUAAUUUGCUUUCUUCAAGGUUUGAGUUAUCGAUACAAUUAAUUGGCCUCAAGAAAUGCAAGUCACAAGUAUGGUUGCAGACUUGCAGUAAAAGCCUGGCCGCUUGGAGAAAUAGAAAGAGAGUUAUUUCAGUUGUCUGAUUGGCAAAACAUGCAUAUGGAUUCUUCUCUGUCACGUUUCUGAUAUAGUAGAAGUCUCAUGACUGUGACUUUAAAAUUCUAUGCCCUCAAACAAAAAAGGCUUGUUACUUGUAGAAACGUUUUGUGUAAUUCAGAUAGACAUUAU